Molecule: messenger RNA, 1662 nt
Organism: Papilio xuthus (Asian swallowtail)
Lineage: Eukaryota; Metazoa; Arthropoda; Insecta; Lepidoptera; Papilionidae
Product: cytochrome P450 6B1-like
Exons: 2
Coding region: 29-1531 (500 amino acids)
Molecular function (GO): iron ion binding; monooxygenase activity; heme binding
Source: RefSeq, a predicted model, not a curated record
CAUUCAGUGAACUUGUGUGGUUGUAAACAUGAUUUUUAUAUUAGUGAGUGUUGCAAUUUUGCUAAUAAUAAUAUACUUUUACUUCACCAGGACUUUUCAUUACUGGAUAAAAAGAAAUGUUCCCGGACCAAAACCACUCCCGUUCUUCGGUAACCUUAAGGAUUCUUUUUUAAGAAGAAAGUCUGUGAUUAUGGUUUAUAGUAGCAUUUAUGAGGCAUUUCCUAAUGAAAAGGUCGUUGGAAUUUUUAGAAUGACAACGCCGUGUCUUUUGUUACGUGAUCUGGAUGUAAUUAAGCAUGUGAUGAUCAAAGACUUUGAUUUGUUCGUGGAUAGAGGAAUCGAAUUUAGUGAUGAGGGUCUUGGUGUUAACCUUUUCCAUGCCGAUGGUGAAAGAUGGAGAGUUUUAAGGAACCGUUUCACUCCCCUGUUUACUUCGGGAAAGCUUAAAAACAUGUUGCGACUGAUGACUGAAUGUGGGGAUAAAUUUAUUAAUUAUGUUGAUAAAAUUUCUCAAAAGCAACCAGAACAAUCAAUGCAUCUUGUUUUUCAGCAGUACACAAUAGCAUCUAUAGCAGCAUGUGCUUUCGGUGUUGAUUUAGAUAAAGACAUGGUAAAAACUUUGGAUAGAAUUGACAAAUUAGUUUUUACUGUAAAUUACGGCAACGAACUUGAUAUGAUGUAUCCGGGUAUAUUGAAAAAGUUUAAUAGCUCACUCUUUCCUAAAGACGUAAGUACAUUCUUCGAUAACCUAACAAAAAGUGUUAUUGGACAAAGAGAAGGAACGCCAUCAAAUAGAAAAGAUUUCAUCGAUCUCAUUUUAGAAUUAAGACAACAGAAAACUAUAGAAGGGGCAAAAAGAAAUGAGGAUGAAGAUGUUAAAGCACUCGAACUCACAGACAGUAUUAUUGCAGCGCAGACAUUUGUGUUUUAUGUUGCUGGUUAUGAAACUGGAGCAUCAGUUCUUUCAUAUUUGUUCUACGAAUUAGCAAAAAAUCCUGACAUACAAGACAAGCUAAUUUCUGAAAUUGACACCAUUCUUAAACAAUAUAAUGGCGAUUUAAAUUAUGAAUGUUUAUGUAAAAUGACAUACUUAUGUCAAGUAUUAGAUGAAACUUUAAGAAAAUAUCCGAUGGGAGAUCUUUUGCAACGCAACGCUAAAACUGACUACACAAUCCCUGAUACUAAUGUUACUAUUCGCAAAGGGCAAACAGUUAUUGUAUCAGCUUGGGGUGUUCACCACGAUCCUAAACAAUAUCCAAAUCCAGAUAUAUUUGACCCGGAACGAUUCAGUCCAGAAAAUGUGAGCAAGAGGCAUUCUUGCGCGUAUCUGGCAUUCGGAGUUGGUCCCAGGAAUUGUUUAGGAAUACGCUUUGCUAAAUUGCAGUCUCAAGUAUGCAUCGUGAAGUUUUUAUCAAGAUUCCGUGUAGAUAUUUCAAAGAACACUCCGUUAGAAUUUAAAUAUGAUCCAAUGCGUUUAUUUGCGUUUCCUAUAGGUGGUAUUCAUCUUAACAUAUUACGUAGAGAAGUUUAAUGUUUUAUUGAAACAAUGACAAUGAAAUAGGUAAUGAUAUUUCAUUGAUCACAACCUGUUUUUGUUUUUGUGGUAAUACUAGCUGUCGUUCGCGCGGAAGAAAAAAAUACUUAGAAGCCUAUGUGUUCUUC